Messenger RNA from Ceraceosorus guamensis, 696 nucleotides. RefSeq lists its product as hypothetical. Lineage: Eukaryota; Fungi; Basidiomycota; Exobasidiomycetes; Ceraceosorales; Ceraceosoraceae. The transcript has a single exon. Bases 152 to 610 code for a protein of 152 amino acids. The record is from RefSeq and is a predicted model, not a curated record.
GGUGCUGUCAGAGAUGGGUGGCUGCUGCAUGCGUGCUGUGCACACUCGACCACGCGACGAUCGGACCAGUAAAUGAGACUCGAUCACGACUCGCGACUCAUCACUAUACUGACUCUGCAGGCAUUUGUAUGCGAGCCUGCUUGCCCCACGGAUGACCGCGCCUUGCUAUGCGGCGGUCUUGCUCGGAGCUGCGAGUGAAGCAAACCACGCCGAGACCUCCCGGCCUACCCAAUGCCCUCGCCCCGAAAUCCUGCUCCUCUCCUCUUUUUCUUCCAGCAUAUCCAGCAGUCACGAACAUCUGAACCCGACUCACAUUCUGCCAAGCACCUCACCGACUGCGCCGCGAAGGGAGACCGAAGACGAGGCCGCGCUCGCAUGGCGCUGCAUGCACGCCCAAACGAUGCGCACCUGUAAAAGGCAAUCAUCCAGCGCACCCAUCUUGCUCUUGCAUCCACGCGAGGCCACCUUUGCGUCAUUCGUAAUCAACACUUCAUACCACACCCACGACCUUCGACCUGGUCUGGGCUACCAGUCUAGAUCUCUGGCUCGAUCAGCAACAGCGACAGCGUCCACGAUGAUGCACAGCUCACAUACAUUUACAAAGAGCUAAGGCAUGUCAACGAGGUCAAGUUCGCGAUGUAGCUUCGGAGCGCCCAGUCGAGUGGAGCAAGGCGGUAUCGCGUGCCUUUAUUGCAG